Nicotiana attenuata is the source of this 327-nucleotide messenger RNA. RefSeq names its product nuclear transcription factor Y subunit B-4-like. NCBI's taxonomy places the organism in Eukaryota, Viridiplantae, Streptophyta, Magnoliopsida, Solanales, Solanaceae. The transcript has a single exon. Gene Ontology annotation, cellular component: CCAAT-binding factor complex. Gene Ontology annotation, molecular function: protein heterodimerization activity; DNA-binding transcription activator activity, RNA polymerase II-specific; RNA polymerase II cis-regulatory region sequence-specific DNA binding. Gene Ontology annotation, biological process: regulation of transcription by RNA polymerase II. Bases 1 to 327 code for a protein of 108 amino acids. The record is from RefSeq and is a predicted model, not a curated record.
AUGAAACAAAUCCUACCACCAACUGCCAAAAUCUGCAAAGAAGCUAAAGAGACAAUUCAAGAAUGUGCAUCAGAGUUUAUAAGUUUUGUUACUGGGGAAGCAUCUGACAAGCGUCACAAGGAGAAUCGAAGGACGUUUAAUGGACAUGACAUCUGUUGGGCUCUCAGUUCAUUAGGUUUUGGCAACUAUGUCGAGGUCAUGUUGAGGUACUUGUAUAAAUUAAGGGAGUUUGAAAGACAAAAGGCAAAUCAGACCAAAGGUUCAAAUGAUGAAGCUACAGAUGAAGCUGCAAGUGAAUCUGAGAAUCAAGAAUGUACCACUACUUAA